CCUUGGCCCAGCUCGCGGGGCUAAGAAACUCAACCCAGACCCGGUCGGGCUCGAGCUUGUCGGCCCAGACUUGCAUCCCUAGUUAAGCAGAAAACGCUUUCUUCCCACAUCCCCUUCUCUUCCCGAAUACAGCUACACAGUGUCAAAGUCUCAACUCUCAAGUGAGCGGGAAAUCAUCAUUGGAGAAUCACUCGCAUUUGAUAACGUUUCCAGUUGAAUUGUUUAUGCCCAUCGUUGAAGCCGCUAACGGUCUCGGUGUCUGUAGCAGUGUGCUGAAAAAGAUAUCUCAUGACAAUGGCGUUGAAAGGUGGCCAUAUUGCAAGUUUCCAUUCGGUAAGGAGUGUUGAAGAAAUCCAAAAAGAAGCUGUGAAAGAAAGAAACAAAUUGCUUGCUGAGUUGUCAAAAGCUGCCAGAAAAAAGGAUGAUGCUUCAGCAAGUUUGGUUGAGUCAUCAAUUUCUGGCUCCCAGCUACAAAGCAAAACAUUAGGUUCCAUGCAGAACAUACCCAAGGCAGUUGGGGCUUCAACACCAGCUCAUAUUUUGCAGCAGCAAGGACAGUCCCAGAAUAUGCUGAACUCAAGCUUGCCGAAGGGCAUUCUGGAUUAUGAGGACGAAUUUAAAAAUGGAUUCCCAACGGAGGGUUUAGCAACAAUUUCUCUGAGAUGGUGGGGAAGCAGCAGUCCAGAUGCUACUGAGGAUGAUGAUUUUGGAGAUGAAGCCCCUACUGGCCAAGAAGACAAGCUACAGUCCUCAGAAACAGCUGGCGAUUGCUCAAAACUGGAGGGUGAGAAACCUGACAAAGGAAAUGAGAUGAGUGAUAUUGGUCCCCAAGGGUCAGCUUUGCUGUUAUCUGUGAGAAAGAGAGCAGCAGAGGAAGGACGAGAAUCUCUAAAGCAUGGUGAGUGUAGGGGCUAUGGGGUGUAUGAGCUGGGGAGGAGAAAGAAAAUGUUGCUUCAAACAGUUUUUCAAUCUUCCUUGCCAAGGCAAUGGAGCAAGUCCUUUGAACCUUAGUAUUAUACUGAUGAUCAUUUUUAAGCUCCAUGUUAUCAGAUUGAGAACUUCAACAUGAGAUCAUGUAGUGCUUCACCUACUGCAUUCCAUGUUCAA
Molecule: messenger RNA, 1107 nt
Organism: Macadamia integrifolia
Lineage: Eukaryota; Viridiplantae; Streptophyta; Magnoliopsida; Proteales; Proteaceae
Exons: 4
Coding region: 289-1011 (240 amino acids)
Source: RefSeq, a predicted model, not a curated record